ACUUUUGCUGUGAAGCAAUAUGCUUGACCUUUAUUCAAGUUUGUUUUACAUGACACUUGACAAUACUCUUUUGCAGUCAGCUUUCUUCGAAUAACCUCAGUGGCCAAAUACCUGAGCAGUUAUUUCAAAUUUCUAAGUACAAUUUUACAGGGAACCACCUAAAUUGUGGCAUCAAUACUGUCCACCGUUGUGAAUCAGACAAUGGAGGUGAUUCAAGUAAAUCAAAGACGGGUAUGAUAAUAGGGAUCGUUGGUGCGCUCUUGGUUAUUCUUCUUGGAGGUUCUUUUCUGUUAUUUAUGUGGAAAGCUAGGCACAAAAGCUACAGGCGUGAAGUAUUUGUGGAUGUUGCAGGUGAAGUUGAUCGGAGAAUUGAAUUUGGACAAUUGAAGAGAUUUGCAUGGAGAGAGUUGCAACUUGCUACAGAUAACUUCAGUGAGAAAAAUGUCCUUGGACAGGGAGGUUUUGGGAAAGUCUAUAAAGGAGUGCUUACCGACAACUCAAAAGUUGCUGUUAAACGUUUGACUGAUUUUGAGAGUCCUGGUGGAGAUACCGCAUUCCAGCGUGAAGUUGAGAUGAUAAGUGUGGCUGUCCAUAGAAAUCUUUUACGGUUGAUUGGGUUUUGCACCACACCAACCGAGCGCCUUUUGGUUUACCCCUUUAUGCAGAACUUGAGUGUCGCCUCCCGUCUAAGAGGUAUCACUUAGUUUCUUUAGUUUUUAAUUGCAGACAAACAUUUGGAUGUAGAGUAAUUAAUUGUUAGAUUUUAAGUUAUCUGUGUUCCAUUGCCGGGUUAGGUAUAUAUUAUCUCAAGGACAUGUGUGGGUUUAGCCGUUAGGAGACUAUACUUGGAGUUUUCUGUGUCUUCAUCUUUAUACUGGUGAUACUGGACUUGUGUGAAUUUUUGAUGGGCAUUCUUUCUGAAUCCCACAUCAGUCAUUUAGAAACUUUCUUUUGAAAUACUUAUUUCACAUAUUUUUAUUAA
Messenger RNA from Olea europaea var. sylvestris, 982 nucleotides. RefSeq names its product probable LRR receptor-like serine/threonine-protein kinase At5g10290. Lineage: Eukaryota; Viridiplantae; Streptophyta; Magnoliopsida; Lamiales; Oleaceae. Gene Ontology annotation, biological process: protein phosphorylation. The transcript is spliced from 4 exons. Bases 234 to 704 code for a protein of 156 amino acids. Gene Ontology annotation, molecular function: protein kinase activity; ATP binding. The record is from RefSeq and is a predicted model, not a curated record.